Molecule: messenger RNA, 3195 nt
Organism: Alosa sapidissima (American shad)
Lineage: Eukaryota; Metazoa; Chordata; Actinopteri; Clupeiformes; Clupeidae
Product: V-type proton ATPase 116 kDa subunit a1
Exons: 20
Coding region: 1-2508 (835 amino acids)
Biological process (GO): vacuolar acidification; proton transmembrane transport
Cellular component (GO): vacuolar proton-transporting V-type ATPase complex; vacuolar proton-transporting V-type ATPase, V0 domain; plasma membrane
Molecular function (GO): proton-transporting ATPase activity, rotational mechanism; ATPase binding
Source: RefSeq, a predicted model, not a curated record
AUGGGUUCUUUUUUCCAAAGUGAGGAGAUGUGUCUUGUUCAACUCUUCUUCCAGACAGAAUCAGCCCACUACUGCAUCAGUGAGCUCGGAAAUCUGGGACUUGUGCAGUUUAGAGAUCUGAAUCCAGAUGCGUCGGCCUUUCAUAGGAAGUUUGUAAAUGAAGUGAGGAAAUGCGAAGACAUGGAGAGAGUCCUCAGGCUUCUGCAGAAGGAGAUGAUGAAGAGUGAUAUCGCGGUGGCCAAGGGCUCGGACACAGAGCGGGUGCCCUGUCCUCGGGAUGUGUUUGAACUUGAGUCUACGCUUGAGAAGUUGGAGCAGGAGCUGAGGGAGAUCAACUCCAACCAGGACACACUGAAGCACAACUUCACCGAGCUCAUGGAGAUGAAGUACCUGCUGCAGAUGGCUGAGGACUUCUUUGAACAGGCGGAGUGCCAGCUGUCGGUCUCUGAGCUGCCGUCCGAGGACUCCAUCACGCUGACCACCUCAUCACGCAUGGCCAGGCGCACCAGCAGCAUCGCCAGCCACACUGGCCCGCUCAAACUGGGGUUUGUAGCAGGAGUAAUCAGGCAUGAGAGAUUCCUCUCCUUUGAGAAGAUCCUGUGGCGACUGUUUCACGGCAACUUUGUUCUGCGUCAUGCUGAAAUCCAGAUCCAGGAGGAGGAGAACAACACAGAGGGGCCAGUGAAGAAAGUUGUGUUCAUAAUAUUCAUACAAGGAGAUCAUGUCCGGAGAAAGAUCCAGAAAAUAUGUGAAGGCUUCCAUGCUGGUCUGUAUCCCUGCCCAAACGCACCUGCUGCCCGGAAAAACAUGAGGGUCAACGUCAGCACUCGUAUCUCAGACCUCAAAAUGAUCCUGAAGAAGACCGCGGAGUACCGUCAGAACGUCUUGACCGCGGCCGCUGGCCACAUCCAGGACUGGAGCACCAAAGUGAGGAAAAUGAAGGCCGUCUACUACACCCUGAACCUCUGCAACAUCGACAUCACACAGAAGCUGAUCGUGGCCGAGAUCUGGUGUCCGGUGUCUGACCUCGCGUCCGUGCAGGCUGCCCUGAUGAAGGGAUCUGAGCAGAGUGGCUGUAGUGUGAACCCUGUUUUAAACCGCAUCCCCACUAGCCACACGCCCCCAACCUUCAACAGGACCAACGCCUUCACCGCGGCCUUCCAGAGCAUCAUCGACGCCUACGGAGUGGCCGACUACCAGGAAAUCAACCCAGCUCCCUACACCAUUGUCACGUUCCCAUUCCUCUUCGCCAUCAUGUUCGGGGACUGUGGUCACGGCCUCGUCAUGAGUCUGCUGGCCGUCUGGGUCAUCUACCAAGAGGAACACUUCCGCCAUUUAAAGAAUGAGCUGAUCGAUGUGUUGGUGGGCGGACGCUACAUCUUGCUGCUCAUGGGCCUUUUCUCCAUCUACACGGGCCUCAUCUACAAUGACUGCUUCUCCAAGUCCUUCAACAUCUUCGGGUCCUCCUGGAGCGUCAGGCCCAUGUUCUACCCCCACGGGCCCUGGACGAAUGACACUCUCCAUGGCAACGCUCACCUCCAGCUGGACCCUGCCGUGCCCGGCGUCUUCUCCGGGAGUCCCUACCCGUUCGGCAUAGACCCGAUCUGGAACAUUGCAUCAAAUAAGCUCACCUUCCUUAAUUCCUACAAGAUGAAGAUGUCAGUGAUCAUCGGGGUCAUCCACAUGCUUUUUGGACUUACGUUGAGUUUAGUGAACUGCAUCUACUUCAGGAAGCUCAGUAAUGUGGUGUUGCAGUUUGUGCCUGAGCUGGUCUUUCUGCUCUCGCUCUUCGGCUAUCUCGUAUCCCUGAUCCUCUACAAGUGGAGCGUGGCGCUGAGGUCAGAUGCGGCCCCCAGCCUAUUGCUGCUCUUCAUCAACAUGAUGCUCUUUGCCUACGAGGAUGCUCACCACUCCAUGCUCUUUGAAUGCCAAAAGCCAUUGCAGAUCUUCUUGGUGAUGCUAGCUAUAUGUAUGGUCCCUUGGCUGCUGCUGGCCAAACCCCUGCUACUCUACAGGGAUCACAACAAACAGGUGUUUGGGAGCAGAGAGCAGAACCAGCAGGCCGCUGCAGACGGGAGUGCUGGCUUUGCACCUGGGCACAAGCAGGAAAUGGCACCUGGGCACAAGCAGGAAAUGGUCAGCAUGGGGGACAUGUUUGUGUAUCAGGCCAUUCACACCAUCGAGUACUGCCUGGGGUGCAUCUCCAACACCACGUCCUAUCUGCGCUUGUGGGCUCUAAGUUUAGCCCAUGCAGAGCUCUCGGAGGUCCUGUGGAAGAUGGUGCUCCACGUGGCUCUGGGCAACACGUCCGGCCUGGGCUCUGUGCUGGUGGCGCUGAUCUUUGCCGCAUUCGCCGCCCUCACAGUGGCCGUUCUGCUGGUCAUGGAGGGCCUGUCUGCAUUCCUGCAUGCACUCAGACUUCACUGGGUGGAAUUUCAGAACAAGUUCUACAAAGGAUCGGGUUACAAGUUUACUCCGUUGUGUUUUGACAGCCUAAUGAGUAUGUAGUGACAAGCCUCUUAACUCCAGAGAACAGGCUGGGGAUGGCAACACAGUACAGAGUUACACACACACACAUCCAACAAGCUUAUUGACAGAUCGACACACAGCACAUGCUUGAUUCGACUUGACCUUAUCUGUGCUAAGGAGCAUGUCAGUAGCUUGACUUGACCUUAUCUGUGCUAAGGAGCAUGUCAGUGACUCAUUGUUCUCAUUGUUGUUCAGUGUUAUGCCGUAAUUGUAUAAAUCUAUUGCCCUUUCAGUUACAGCUCUACGGACAGUCUUAUGAAUGUGCUCUACAGAACGUGCCUCUGUGCCACUAAACAUGGAUACCGUAGCAACAGCCCCUACUGCUCAUGCUGGGCUGGAUUGAAUUUAUGUUUUAUUAUUCAUGUGCUUGCAGAUAUGUACAUAGCUAUGCCAAAUGUACAGUGUGUUUCACAUUAAUUUGGCAUGUAGACCUUUAGCAAGCAGUAACAGCAAUAAAAACAAUACUUAUUAUGACAUCACCAUUGUUUAAGCUAGAGCAAUGUGGAUAGCACAACAUGAUUCCAUUUCCUUGUUAAAUGUAUUUGCACUCUAAUGCCUCCUGUAUCCUGGUAAAUAUGAUAUUUUCUGUAGAUCUGUAGAUCAGUGUGUGUUAAGUUACAGUACUUCCCAGUGUUCAAAAGCUUAUGAAAUAUGAUAUCAUCUGUA